CCUCGAUCUCUCGAGCGCUCUGUAUAGCAUCCGCCAAAUAAUCGAGUGUCGAUGAUGGUCCUCGUUGAGCACGCCAUCAGAAAAUCGUGAUUCACCAUAUUCCAGCGAUAGCCCAAAAACGGCCGAGUGGACGUACCAAACGGUAUCUCUGACGGUGCCUCCAACGGUUAUUCCUCCAGUCUUCAAACGACGGUCUCACCAAUGCAGGAAUAUCCACAACUCCAAUACUGCUAUCACCAUACCACGCCGACACUGGUGGAACCGGACCAUGCCGUACAACGACUUUCGCCAUUUCCGUCCCCGUCUGCAGCAGUCUGGGCCGCACACAACAACACUUUGUGGCCUAGUAUGCUGGCUGGUCAACCUCAGGACCCCUAUACGCCCAUUUUACCGGCGCCGCCCGGAUCUACUCCCGUGUUUGCAGGAUCAAAAUCUGAUAUGAUCCCAACCAGCGCCGGGACGAACACAUCUCGCCGCAAGCUGACCGAUGAGGAACGCCGCCAGAUGUGCAUUGAAGCCGAGCAGCAUCCGGAGAAAAAGCAGAGUGAGAUAGGAGCGAAGUUCAACGUGGAGAGGAGCACGGUAUCGAAGAUCCUGGGGCAGCGGGACAAGUACAUGAAUCCGCAGACGAACGGGGACCGCGUCAGUCGCGUCAGUCCGAUCAAGACGUCCAAGGCCAAAUCACCGGACAUUGAGAAGACCCUCACCAAUUGGGUCAAGAAUCGACAAGAGAACGGGCUCUCCGUCACGGACGAGGAUCUUCAGAACCAAGCUCAUCUAUACUCGUGCAGGAAGAGCGGCCAAGCGACUACUUUAAACACUGACUGGCUGGAGGAAUUCAAGGGUAAGACCGGUCUCAUUGACCCCAAGGUCAAUCCCAACGCAACCCUAGUAAAUCCCAGCUCGAUCUCACCAUCACAAACCGCUCUAGACGGCUCACCCACGUCUUCCAAUGGCCUUGUCUCUCCUCCGAUGUCGACAAUUGAGGAGCACACUCAAGGGUCCACGGUCAAAAUAGAGACCCACACAGAUCCUUUUGGCGUUGGAGAUAGGCAACUAACCCCCGAAACUCAACGGGUUGGCACGAGCAGGAUCGAGGGCGCGGACGAUGCGUUCGGGACCUCUUAUCGUCCAAGCAGCCAGACAUACUCCCACGCACCGGGUCUUAGAACAGGUUCUCACCCAUCCUCACACCCGCGGCAGAUGGGGCAACGACACAAGAGUGAUCCCAACAUCGACUCCCUUGCAGGGGUGCCCCUCUCGCCUAUGCAGCCUCCACCACUGCCACGGCCCGUGGAUACCUCACCCGUUAACAGCACGGCCUCGCCGGCCGAGGAAGAUAUCAUUCGAGCGCUGCACGCCGUCAAAGAAUUGCUAGAACGGAACCCGACGAUGGCAGAACCGAACGACUACGUGGUCAUUGGUAAAUUGAUGCAGAUAGUUAAAACCCUUUAUCCAACAAGAGCGCCACCGCCGGGAGGUAUGCACCCAAUUGAUAUCAUAGACAGUCCUCGCAUUUCCAAAAAGAGGGCCAUUCUCGACAUCUCGACCUAG
Cladophialophora immunda is the source of this 1554-nucleotide messenger RNA. RefSeq lists its product as uncharacterized. The record is from RefSeq and is a predicted model, not a curated record. The transcript has 3 exons. Lineage: Eukaryota; Fungi; Ascomycota; Eurotiomycetes; Chaetothyriales; Herpotrichiellaceae. Bases 202 to 1554 code for a protein of 450 amino acids.